AUGUAUGACGCCUCAACCGACCCGGAAGACCACCUCUCGGUCUUCCUGACUCACAUGCGUCUGCAAACAGCCGCGGAUAAAAUCCGCUGCAAGACCUUUCCCACGUUUCUGAAGGGAAAGGCUCGGCUUUGGUUCCAGGGUCUGGCACCGGGGUCCAUCCGGAGUUUCCCCGAACUAGCCAGACAGUUCGCCGCCCAGUUUGUCUCCUCGAAGACUUACUCGAAAAAUGCGGCUCACCUGAUGGCCAUCAGGCAGAAGCUGGACGAGUUCUUGAGGAAUUUCAUGACCCGCUUCAACACGGUGAGCUGGCAGAUCAGGGACAAGGAUGAAAAGGUGGUCAUGGCCGCAUUCACGAACGGCCUCCGAACGGAGGAGCUCUUCUUACUCACUCGCCGAGAAGUCUCCUGGAAACCUGGAGGAGCUCUUGACCAGGGCUCUCGCGGCCGCCAAUGCAGAGGAGGCUGCCCGCCUGAAGAGAGAAGAAAGCCCCCGCUCCGCCGCCACUCCCGGAGAAAGGCUACACCCCCUGACUCGGCCCAGGGCCCAGAUCCUGGCCGUCAUGGAGGCAGAGGGCCUAGGGGAACGGCCACCCAAGAUGGGGACCCCAGGAACAAAAGGAACCAGGACCGGUACUGUGCCUUCAACCGUGAUGUUGGGCAUGAUACGGAGGGAUGCUGGACCCUGCGAAAGGAGAUUGAAGAUCUGAUUCAGCGCGGCUUCCUGGGACGAUUUGUGCGGCAAGGUCGACCAGGCCAGGAGCCAGGACGCACCUACCGCGGAGACAGGGGCGAGGGCCAGUGUCGUGACCGCCCUGAGCGACGUGACGUUCCUCGGGGCCAUUCCCCCGACCAGAACGCGCAGAACUUAGCGAGGGUGAUAAACACUAUCGCUGGGGGCCCCACAGGGGGACAGCCAUGCAGCUCGAAAGAACAGGCGGCCUCCCCCCGAGGGGGAUGA
Molecule: messenger RNA, 957 nt
Organism: Coffea arabica (coffee)
Lineage: Eukaryota; Viridiplantae; Streptophyta; Magnoliopsida; Gentianales; Rubiaceae
Source: RefSeq, a predicted model, not a curated record